Rattus rattus (black rat) is the source of this 564-nucleotide messenger RNA. Its product is annotated as 60S ribosomal protein L9-like. Lineage: Eukaryota; Metazoa; Chordata; Mammalia; Rodentia; Muridae. Gene Ontology annotation, biological process: cytoplasmic translation. Gene Ontology annotation, cellular component: cytosolic large ribosomal subunit; ribosome. The record is from RefSeq and is a predicted model, not a curated record. Gene Ontology annotation, molecular function: rRNA binding; structural constituent of ribosome.
AUGAAGACCAUUCUCAGCAAUCAGACUGUCAUUCCAGAAAAUGUCGACAUCACUCUGAAGGGGCGCACAGUCAGUGUGAAGGCCCCCAGGAGAACUCUGAGGAGGGACUUCAAUCACAUCAAUGUAGAGCUGAGUCUUCUUGGAAAGAAAAAGAAAAGGCUCCAUGUUGACAAAUGGCGGGGUAACAGGAAGGAACUGGCCACUGUCAGAACCACCUGCAGUCAUGUUCAGAACAUGAUCAAGGGUGUGACACUGGGCUUCCCUUACAAGAUGAGGUCUGUGUGUGCUCACUUCCCUAUCGACGUCGUUAUUCAGGAGAAUGGGUCUGUGGUUGAAAUCCACAUUUUCUUGGGUGAAAUUUGCAGGUUCAGAUGAGGAUACAUGCUUGUUGUCUCUCAAGCCCAGAAGGAUGAAUUAAUCCUUGAAGAAAAUGAUAUUGAACUUGUUUCAAAUUCAGCAGCUCUGAUUCAGGACGCCAUGACAGUUAAAAACAAGAAUAUCAGAAAGUUUUUGGGUGGCAUCUAUGUGUCUGAGAAGGGAACCGUGCAGCAGGCUGACGAGUGA